ACAUUUUGAUAUAAUAAAAAGGCAGAGAGCUCAUAGAUGAAGGAAAAACAAACCUUGAUUCGUGUCUAAACGAACAACAACAAAAACUUUGAUCCAUCUCUUUCGUGAUUUAAAAGAAGAAGAAGAGAUAACAAUGGCGGCGUUUACAGGGACACUAGACAAAUGCAAGGCGUGUGACAAGACGGUAUACGUUAUGGACUUGAUGACAUUGGAAGGAAUGCCUUAUCACAAGUCAUGCUUCAGGUGCAGCCAUUGCAAUGGCACUCUCGUGAUAUGUAACUACUCAUCCAUGGAUGGAGUUUUGUAUUGCAAGACCCAUUUUGAACAGCUCUUCAAAGAAUCUGGAAAUUUCAGCAAGAAUUUCCAAACAGCAGGAAAGACCGAGAAAUCGAAUGAUACGGCGAGGGCUCCAAACAGGUUAUCUUCGUUCUUUAGCGGAACACAAGACAAAUGUGCAGCUUGUAAGAAAACAGUUUAUCCUCUAGAGAAGAUGACAAUGGAAGGAGAAUCUUACCACAAGACUUGCUUCAGAUGUGCACAUAGUGGUUGUCCAUUAACACAUUCUUCAUAUGCUGCUCUCGAUGGUAUCCUCUACUGUAAGGUCCAUUUCAGUCAGCUUUUCCUUGAGAAAGGUAAUUACAAUCAUGUUCUCCAAGCUGCGGCUAACCACCGUCGCACAGCCGCUGAGGAAGACAAAACCGAACCCAAAGAAAAUGAAGCAACAGAAGAAGAAACUUCUGAUGCAGCAGGUGAAGAGCAUGAGUCCUAAGAAAAUCCAGGAGUUCCUUUGUGAAAUAUAUAAAUCAUAAAUUGUUAA
Messenger RNA from Arabidopsis arenosa, 817 nucleotides. Lineage: Eukaryota; Viridiplantae; Streptophyta; Magnoliopsida; Brassicales; Brassicaceae. The record is from the annotation of a GenBank genome assembly.